Jatropha curcas is the source of this 2160-nucleotide messenger RNA. NCBI's taxonomy places the organism in Eukaryota, Viridiplantae, Streptophyta, Magnoliopsida, Malpighiales, Euphorbiaceae. The record is from RefSeq and is a predicted model, not a curated record.
AUACGAGAGCAAUAAUAGAGAUAGCAAAAGAUAUAAAAAAAAAAAAGCCAUGGGAGCAAGUUUAUCAACACUAGCUUCAAUUGCAAUCAUUCGUAGCUCAUUCAAUGAAUUCAUCCCACAAGAAAUCCGCAGUUACAUAUGGGAAUUCAGUCGCCGGUUCUCAUCAGAGCUCACUAUAGUCGUCAAAGAAACACAUGAAGGCUUGACAAACCACCUCUUUAAUGCUUUGGUUGCAUAUCUUGGCAGCAAUGCUUUCUCCUCCACAUCCUCUUCCUAUUACUCUUCAUUGCCGCGCCGCCUAACAGUAGGCAAAAACGAAAGCAUGAAAAUUCUAACAUAUGGGUUAGACAGAAACUCAGAGAUAGUUGAUGUAUUUCACGGAAUUCAAAUGAAAUGGGGAUUUUAUACUGAUUUCAAUGCUACACUUCAUUAUGAAUUGAGAUGGUAUGAGCUCAGGUUUCAUAAAAGAUAUACUGAUUUGGUUAAGAACAAGUACUUUCCUUACAUUCUUGACAUGGCUAAGAGAAUUAAAGAUCAGAAUAGGAUGGUUAAGUUUUACACUAAUCGUGGUGGUAGAGAUGGUUGGAGUUCUAAAGGAUUAAAUUUAGAUCAUCCUAUGACAUUUGAAACACUAGCCAUGGAUGGUGAUUUGAAAGCAAAGGUUAUAGAAGACAUAAAUGGCUUUAUUAGAGGGAAAGAGUAUUAUAAGAAGAUUGGUAAAGUAUGGAAAAGAGGGUAUUUGCUGUAUGGCCCUCCUGGAACUGGGAAAUCAAGUUUAAUUGCUGCUAUGGCUAAUUAUCUUAAUUAUGAUAUUUAUAAUUUGAAUUUAUCUGGUGUGAAUUCUGAUUCUUGUCUUGAGAAUUUAUUGCUUCAUAUGUCCAAUCGGUCAAUUCUUGUUGUGGAGGAUAUUGAUUGCUCUAUCAUGCUUCAGAAUCGUCAAGCUGGAGAUCAUCAUGAACAUAAUAAUACCCAAUCUUCAAGGCCUCAGGUAACACUGUCUGGACUUCUUAAUGCCAUAGAUGGCUUACUGUCCUGCUGUGGAGAUGAAAGGAUUAUAGUUUUCACUACUAACUACAAAGAUAGGAUCGAUCCUGCAUUGCUCAGAGCUGGUCGUAUGGACAUGCACAUAUACCUAUCUUAUUGCACAUUCUCUACCUUCAAGCAGUUAGCGGCAAAUUAUUUGGAUAUUUGGGAUCAUCAUCUGUUUACUUCCAUUGAAAAGCUUAUUAAAGAAGUUCAAGUUAGCCCUGCUGAUGUCGCAGGUGAGCUAAUGAAGAAUAGAGAUCCAAAGACUUCAUUAGAAGGACUUGUCAAGUUCUUGGAAGACAAGAAAUCAGAAGCAAAAUUGCAAAAACCUGAGAUCAAAUCAGAUGACAAUAAAAGCCUGGAACAGAAGGUUGAUGAUAAUGCCUUUGAAAUUAAAAAAGAAGCUGAGUCACCUAAAGAUCAAUCAAUUUCACUGAAGGAAAAGAAGUAUAGAGUUAAGGGAGAAUUUGAGCCUGUUCUUGAAGCUAUUCUUUCCAAAUACGGUGAUAUUGCUGCCAAUUGCUCCUUGCGUUCUGUCCAAUGCCGUUCCUCCCUCCUGGAGAUUGUUUGUGACAUCAGCCAGAAACUACAAGCAGCAAAGCUAAAAAAUCUAACUGAAAACCAACAAGAGACCUUGUUAAAUAGCGUACGAGAUCUUGAAUCAUUGAGACUGGAAGUUGGCUGGCUGCGUCAGAGAUUAGAGGAGAUUCAAGAAAUGAAGGAAAUGGAUAAACAGCUAAAAGGCAGCAAUGGAGAGGGUAAUGGAAAAUUGAAUUGUUUUAACAGCAAGUCAUUAGUUGAUGGGUUAAUUUAACAUGGUGGAAAGGGUAAGAAAGUUAUUUCACUUUCACAUUCAAGUCAAUUUCCUUUGGAUGUCCUGAGAAAGUGUGAGUAUGCAGUAUCAAUUGGCAUAUCUGUCUAUUAGCCUUAUUUAAGAUUAGCAGGCUAAUUUGGUGGUAUAACCAAAAAUUUCCAUUAUUUAUAGUUUUUAACUUUCUGAUAAUUGCUUUCAGUUGCCAGAAAACCCCAUUUUAAAGGUCUCAAACAUAUAUAAUUGUUGUGAUAAAAUUUGCAUACACCUGAUGUAUGAACGGUGAUCCAUAAAGCAUUUUUUAAAAUAUUAUUACUAUUUCA